AUGUUUACAGAAAUCAUUUUACGUGAACAGAUUAGGCAAUAUAAAUGCACUUUAGAACACAGCCAAAUUGUAAGCAGGCGCACAGAGAAAAAGGCGGUUAAAAACAAAUGUUGCGACCGAGUAACCUACAAUACGUCCACAAUGAACAGGCUACAAAAGUUGUACACUCUUGUGUUCGUGCGAAAAAACAACCAGGUGCUGAUGGGCCGUAAGAAACGGGGAUUCGGUUUGGGACAAUGGAACGGAUUUGGUGGUAAAAUCGAGAAGGGUGAAUCGUUUGCGGAGGGCGCGAAACGGGAACUCUACGAGGAAUCUAGUUUGAUUGCAAAGGAUUUGAAACAUGUAGGUGUUGUAAAGUAUGAAGUACAGGACGAGUCUUUGGACCAAAUUGUUCAUGUGUUUACAUGUAAUAAAUAUGAAGGUACGGAAAAACCAAGUGACGAAAUGGAUCCAGUUAAAUGGUUCAGAUAUGACUGUGUGCCUUAUGACAAAAUGUGGCCAGAUGCCAGGACAUGGUGGCCUAGUAUGUUGAAUGACAAGUAUUUUUCUGUGCACUGUGUUUACAACAGGGGCAAAAUUAUUUCAACAGAAGUUUUGGAACAUGACAGUAUUAAAGAGGCUUUGAAUGUAUUUAAUUUUAUGGUUCAGUGACAAAAUUAAUUUAUAAAUCAUGUACUGUGAUAAUUUAUAUGUUAAUAUUAAAAGUACUAAAAGUUACCUGAAUUCCUUGUUGACAGUAAUAGAAACUGUACCUAUAUUUUUUUAAAUACACGUUUUUGAGAAUUUUAA
Messenger RNA from Aethina tumida (small hive beetle), 789 nucleotides. Its product is annotated as oxidized purine nucleoside triphosphate hydrolase-like. The record is from RefSeq and is a predicted model, not a curated record. The coding region runs from base 1 to 651 and encodes 216 amino acids. Lineage: Eukaryota; Metazoa; Arthropoda; Insecta; Coleoptera; Nitidulidae. Gene Ontology annotation, biological process: DNA protection. Gene Ontology annotation, molecular function: 8-oxo-7,8-dihydroguanosine triphosphate pyrophosphatase activity. The transcript has a single exon.